UCAUUUGACGUUACUGGCGUAUCGUGAGACGGUUAGUAGCCUCCCGAAACCGUCCUCCGGUCUAAGCCUUGAGAACUCAAGCUUUGAACCCUCUACGAGGUGUCACGCUGAGUUCUCUUUUUUUAAGCCCCAGAACCUCGGCUUCGGGGUUUGGGUCCAGCUUCGUUCUCGUUCUCGAGUCCGUUUUCCGAGUUCUCGCGAGACCCGCGGGCCAAGCCGAGAGCAGCCCGAGAGCCGGUAUCUCCCGGGAGCGCGGCCCGGCUCGCAGAGCGUCCGGGCGGAGCUGCGGCCUCGCGCGCGAGCGAGCGAGCACGACGCCGGCCGACCUCGCCCGGGACCCCGGCAGCGAUGGAUGAGGACCUGGUUUUGGCGCUGCGGCUUCAGGAGGAGUGGAAUUUGCAGGUGUCGGGGCGCGCCGCGGCCCAGGAGCCCCUGUCCCUGGUGGACGCGUCCUGGGAGUUGGUGGACCCCACCCCGGAUUUGCAGGCCCUGUUUGUGCAGUUCAACGACCGGUUCUUCUGGGGCCAGCUGGAGGCCGUCGAGGUGAAGUGGAGCAUGCGGAUGACCCUGUGUGCUGGGGUGUGCAGCUAUGAAGGGAGGGGCGGAAUGUGUUCCAUCCGGCUCAGUGAACCCCUCUUAAAGCUGAGACCAAGAAAGGAUCUCGUAGAGACCCUGUUGCACGAAAUGAUACACGCCUAUCUGUUUGUCACUAACAACGACAAGGACCGGGAAGGGCACGGCCCCGAGUUCUGCAAGCACAUGCACCGCAUCAACCGCCUGACCGGGGCCAACAUAACGGUGCACCACGCAUUCCACGACGAGGUGGACGAGUACCGGAGACACUGGUGGCGCUGCGACGGGCCCUGCCAGCUGCGGAAGCCCUUCUACGGCUACGUCAAGCGUGCCACCAACAGGGCGCCGUCCGCGCACGACCACUGGUGGGCCGAGCACCAGAAGUCCUGUGGCGGCACCUACGUCAAGGUCAAGGAGCCCGAGAGCUACUCCCAGAAGCGCAAGGGGAAGGCGGGCGCGGGCGGGCGGCCCGUCUCGUCUGCCUGUCUUGCAGAUAAAGCCAGCAGAGGCGAGACGCAGCCGCUAGUCCCGUUCAGUGGGAAUGGCUACGUCCUGGGAGCGACGGGCCAGGCCGUCCCGCCCGGGGAGGUGGCCACGCCACGUGCUACUCGGAAGGCACAAGAUUCCUCACGUCACGACCGUUCGGCAAACACCGCGAGACCCGGUUCUAAAACCGAGGCGAAAUUCGUCCAGAAUGGUUCAAGUAAGAAAACUGUAGUCCCCCCUGUUCUUAGUAGCGGUCACCAAAGUGUUUUAAGCAACUACUUCCCCCGAGCGUCGUCGGCUCCCAGCGCGAAGGCCCUGCGGGGCGCGGACGGGCCUCCUGCGGCAAGCGUGGCCCUGGGCGACGGCGGCAAGCACCCCGCCCCCUCUGGGUCUCAGAGAAGGGCUUCGGCGUCCAAGGUCGCCCCGAGAAAUUCCACGAGAGCAGCAGCGUCGGCCUCCGUGGCGGCCCCCCAGGACGCGAGCCGGCCCGAGAGUGAGGUCCCAGGCAAACGGCCCCGGCUGGAGGGUGAGGCCGUUGGUGCCAGCGGCUUCGUCAGGGAGCGCGCGCAGAGCGAUGGUGACCCAGCCAGUGCGUCCCCUGCCGCCCCGGCCCAGGGCUUCAGCGGCCAGCCCGGCCAGAGCGAAGUGGUCCGCUGCCCGGUGUGCCGGGGCCAAGUUCUGGCGUCUCAGAUCAACGAGCACUUGGACCGGUGCCUCGAAGGCGAGAGCACCUCACUCAGAAGGAGGAAAAACCUCUGAGGAAGAGGAUGGGCCUCGCAUCCCGCCGCCGCUACCUCACCGCGACCGCCGUGCCGGCCCCUCAGGGAGCUCUGCCUCGUGCAGAUUCGUAGGUUACGACCUGCUUCACGUGGCCAGCACGGAAUGUUCUCGUUGACACGUGCGCACGUGAGAUUGUGAUCAGGGCUGUGAGGGCGCCCCGUCUGUGUCCACUCAACUUCCUCUUCUGGAGCCCGCAGUUCUGAAUGUUCUCACACGUGUAGCUUUUAUUAGACACUUUGUUCUUUCUUGCUCUUAAAGGUAUUUGAAUCUGUUAACCUACGUCUACGUCCCUCAGAGUAUUUAACGAGUAAUUAAAUAUAUGGUUAAAUUGAAUAUUUAUUAAUGCUGAAACUCGUUCCCAGUGCUGUUAGUAUUUAGCGUCAGGCAUACUGACCACAAUGAAAACCUAGAGUAUGAAGUAUGUUAGUUGUUUUACUCAAAAUACUUUUCUAAAUCUUUAAACUUUUUUUCUCAAAAUCUUAACAGGAAAUGAGUUUUAUGCAUUUUAAAGAAUUUUAUGUCUGUUUCACCUUGGUGGCAGAUUUUAGGUUAAAAUAGAUAAAGAGUAUAGUAAAACAGAUUUAUUUUUGAAUAUUACUAGUAACAAACAGCCACUAUAAUUCUGUGAGCCAGAGUUAUUGUCUCAGACUUUAACACAGCGAGUGGCUAAAACUCGGUGCUGAGUAACUGGUAUAUACGACAGCAAAGCUGCGUACUGUUCCGCAGUGGAACGUUAUCUAGAAACAGCAUCACGAACCUUAAGCCAAAGCUGAAACCAUUACGACAGGGAAUACCACUUGUGCAUUUAAAAAUAAAAAGUCGUGUCGCGACGGGGGCACGGAUUCUCCCCUGCUGUCUCAGGGCCGCCUCAGGGUGCCGCACGCUCCCAAGACCGCAGGCCCCGCCGUCUUUCUCCUCAGCUUCGUGCCACGUGGCUUGUAUGCGCAUGAGGCGCAGGGUCCUAGGCGUGCGGCCGGUGGCCUCGCACCGUGCUUGGCUGCCGUCACUAGAGGGCGUCCUCGUGGCUGCGUCUUCCCAGCCGACUCCCGCAGCCCGAGGGCAGCCGCCAUCGUCACCUCUGCCGCGCAGGCCAGCGCUAGCUGCCUCGUUCUUGAACUCACGGUGCGGUAUCUUUGUUGCUACAUGUGGCGGAUUCUGUAGCGUUUGUGUGACUAUGCCAAAGUUUACAUGUCCAUUUUAAUAUUAACAGGCGUCAUUUCCAGUUGGGGCUGGCUGUUAUGAACAGUGCCACUAAGAAUGUCACUGUCAUCUCGUGGCGGGCGCUCAGGGUCCGAUUGCUGGGUCACGGGGUAUGUUCACGGUUAGCGUUGGUGAAUUCCGCAGUUGACGCUCCUUCGAGCAGCGGAUGAGAGUUCUAGUCGUU
Molecule: messenger RNA, 3223 nt
Organism: Pteropus alecto (black flying fox)
Lineage: Eukaryota; Metazoa; Chordata; Mammalia; Chiroptera; Pteropodidae
Gene: SPRTN
Product: SprT-like N-terminal domain
Exons: 5
Coding region: 349-1818 (489 amino acids)
Biological process (GO): DNA repair
Cellular component (GO): nucleus
Molecular function (GO): polyubiquitin modification-dependent protein binding; metalloendopeptidase activity; single-stranded DNA binding
Source: RefSeq, a predicted model, not a curated record